AUGGACGACUCCUACGCGCGUCCUAUACAGGACGUCCUGGCCAAUUUCGGCGUCGACACAAAAUCCGGUCUCACCGACGACCAGGUGCUUGAUCUGCGCACCAAGCACGGCAAGAAUGCUAUUCCAGAAGAGCCCCCGACGCCCCUGUGGGAGCUCAUCCUCGAGCAGUUCAAAGACCAGCUGGUCCUCAUUCUCCUCGGCUCUGCCGCCGUCUCGUUCGUCUUGGCUUUCUUCGAGGAGGAGGGCGGUUGGAGCGCAUUCGUUGAUCCCGCCGUUAUCCUGACUAUCCUUAUCCUCAAUGCCGUCGUCGGUGUUUCCCAAGAGAGCAGCGCCGAGAAGGCCAUCGCCGCCCUACAAGAGUACUCGGCCAACGAGGCCAACGUCAUCCGGAACAGCGGUCAUAUCUCGAGGGUCAAGGCAGAGGAGCUGGUCCCCGGCGACAUCAUCUCGGUCUCUGUCGGCGACAGAAUCCCUGCCGACUGCCGACUCAUCUCGAUCGAGAGCAACAGCUUCUCCGUGGACCAGGCUAUUCUGACCGGCGAGAGCGAGAGUAUCAGCAAGGACCACAACGCUGUUGUCAACGAUGAGAAGGCUGUGCUCCAGGACCAGGUCAACAUUCUCUUCUCGGGUACUACGGUCGUCACUGGUCGCGCAAAGGCUGUUGUUGUUCUGACUGGAUCGAACACUGCCAUUGGUGAUAUCCACGAGAGCAUCACUGCUCAGAUCUCCGAGCCGACUCCCCUGAAACAGAAGUUGAACGACUUUGGCGACUCCCUGGCCAAGGUCAUCACCGUUAUUUGUGUACUGGUAUGGCUGAUCAACAUCCCUCACUUUGCGGAUCCCAGCCACGGAAACUGGACCAAGGGCGCCAUCUACUACCUCAAGAUUGCCGUCUCUCUUGGUGUCGCUGCUAUUCCCGAGGGUCUAGCCGUCGUCAUUACUACCUGCCUGGCACUUGGCACACGAAAGAUGGCCGCAAAGAACGCUGUUGUCCGAAGUCUUCCAUCCGUCGAGACUUUGGGAAGCUGCAGCGUCAUCUGCUCCGACAAGACCGGUACCCUCACCACCAACCAGAUGAGUGUGAGCAAGCUUGUGUACAUCAACGAGAAUGGCUCGGACCUGGAGGAAUUGGAUGUCGAGGGUACUACCUUCGCCCCUAAGGGUGACCUGAAGCGCGGCGGCAAGGUUGUUACCAACCUCAACGAGAGCUCCAGCACUAUCCGCCAGAUCAACGAGGUUGCCGCGCUCUGUAACGAUGCCCGUCUGGCUUACGAUGCCCGCAGCGGAAACUUCUCCAAUGUCGGCGAGCCCACAGAGGGUGCCCUUCGUGUCCUGGCCGAGAAGAUUGGGCCCUGCGCUCCCGGCAGCACCAACCCCGAAGACUGUGUCCACUACGCAAGUGCCUUGUACGAGCAACGAUACCCCCGCCUGGCCACUUUCGAGUUCUCUCGCGACCGCAAAAGCAUGUCUGUGCUUGUUCAGAAUGGCAACGAGAAGAAGCUUCUGGUCAAGGGUGCCCCUGAAUCUAUCAUCGAGCGCUGCACCCACACUCUUGUUGGCACCUCUGGAAAGCGCGUCCCUAUGAACAGCAACCUGUACGAUCUUCUGAUGAAGGAGGUUGUGGAGUACGGUAACCGCGGUCUCCGUGUCAUUGCUCUCGCAAGCAUCGAUAACGUCGGCUCCAACCCUCUUCUCAGCACCGCCAAGUCCACCGCCCAGUAUGCUCAGAUCGAACAGAAUCUCACUCUUCUUGGUCUCGUUGGCAUGCUGGACCCUCCUCGUCCUGAGGUAUCUGGUGCCAUCAAGAAGUGCAAGGACGCUGGAAUCCGUGUUAUCGUCAUCACUGGAGACAACCGCAACACUGCCGAGAGCAUCUGCCGUUCGAUUGGCGUCUUUGGCGAGUAUGAGGACCUGAAGGGCAAGAGCUUCACUGGAAGGGAGUUUGACAACCUCAGCCCCAGCGAGCAGCUCGAGGCCGCCAAGAAGGCAUCCCUGUUCUCCCGUGUCGAGCCCAGCCACAAGUCUAAGCUGGUUGAUCUCCUGCAGUCUCUCGGUGAGGUUGUCGCCAUGACUGGCGAUGGCGUCAACGAUGCCCCGGCUCUCAAGAAGGCUGACAUCGGUGUUGCCAUGGGUUCCGGUACCGAUGUCUCUCGUUUGGCCGCCGACAUGGUGUUGGCCGAUGAUAACUUUGCUACAAUCGAGGUUGCCAUCGAGGAGGGUCGAUCCAUCUACAACAACACGCAGCAAUUCAUCCGCUACCUGAUUUCGUCCAACAUCGGCGAGGUUGUCUCGAUCUUCUUGACCGCUGCCCUCGGCAUGCCCGAGGCCUUGAUUCCUGUACAGCUCCUUUGGGUCAACCUGGUCACUGACGGUCUUCCUGCCACGGCUUUGUCUUUCAACCCUCCCGACCAUGACAUCAUGAAGCGAUCCCCUCGUAAGCGUGAUGAGGCGCUCAUUGGAGGCUGGUUGUUCUUCCGCUACCUCGUCAUUGGUACCUAUGUUGGACUGGCGACCGUGGCAGGCUAUGCUUGGUGGUUCAUGUAUAACCCCGAGGGUCCCCAGAUCAGCUUCUGGCAGCUGUCCCACUUCCACCGCUGCUCGGCCGACUUCCCCGAGAUCGGGUGCCAGAUGUUUGGCGACAGCAUGGCCAAAUCGGCCUCGACCGUCUCGCUCUCGAUCCUGGUCGUCAUCGAGAUGUUCAACGCCAUGAACGCCCUGUCCUCCAGCGAGUCGCUCCUGACCCUGCCGCUGUGGGACAACAUGAUGCUCGUCUACGCCAUCGCCCUCUCCAUGGCUCUUCACUUUGCCCUGCUCUACACGCCCUUCCUACAGUCCUUGUUCUCCAUCCUGCCCCUGAACUGGACCGAGUGGAAGGCGGUGCUGUACAUCAGCGCUCCCGUCAUCCUCAUCGACGAAGUACUGAAGGCCAUCGAGAGGCAGUUCUUCCUCCAGACGACGACGGACGCCGUCACCAAGGCAAAGAAGGAGACGUAG
Messenger RNA from Neoarthrinium moseri, 2994 nucleotides. RefSeq lists its product as uncharacterized. The transcript has 4 exons. Lineage: Eukaryota; Fungi; Ascomycota; Sordariomycetes; Amphisphaeriales; Apiosporaceae. The record is from RefSeq and is a predicted model, not a curated record. Gene Ontology annotation, cellular component: membrane. Bases 1 to 2994 code for a protein of 997 amino acids. Gene Ontology annotation, molecular function: ATP binding; ATP hydrolysis activity; P-type calcium transporter activity. Gene Ontology annotation, biological process: calcium ion transmembrane transport; intracellular calcium ion homeostasis.